Molecule: messenger RNA, 1889 nt
Organism: Aphanomyces astaci
Lineage: Eukaryota; Oomycota; Saprolegniomycetes; Saprolegniales; Verrucalvaceae
Product: TKL/DRK protein kinase, variant
Exons: 6
Coding region: 130-1113 (327 amino acids)
Biological process (GO): protein phosphorylation
Molecular function (GO): protein kinase activity; ATP binding
Source: RefSeq, a predicted model, not a curated record
GUUCAAUUUAAAACGACAAAGCACAUCCGGUUACUGUAUCCGGCAUGUGUCAAGGUUGGUAACGCGGCGUCGUCCUUUACAUACCGACGGCGACUGCGUUGCGCAGUUUACGAGUGGUCGAUCAACAGGAUGGGGUGCGGACCCAGCAAAGAAGUGGAAGGCCGUGUGUACACUCCAGUGCAGACACAACCACCGCCUGAACCUGUGGCACAUCCCCUUCGUGCGGCAGUGCCGAAGCCCGUCGUGGCCAUGGCGCUGCCUACCCCCGCGUCGGUGCCACCGCCCGUAAUCGUACCCAAAGACAAUCAACUGAUCAGACAACAACAGAAGCAGCUCGCGCAAACGGGCACUGUGACGUUCACCGAGUUCAAGGAUGGCGAAAAGGUUGUCGUGGACUCGAUCUUGGACUCGAAGAUCCACUUGCGAAUGGCGGCAAUCAACUUUAAGGAACUCAAGCUGCAAAAGAUCAUUGGCCAAGGCGCGUUUGGCGAAGUGAUCAAGGGCACAUACCACGGCACGCCCGUUGUCGUGAAGCGUAUGGUGCGGCAGAAGAUAGACCCGGACAACAUUCGCAUGUUUGCCGACGAGAUUCAGCUCAUGAUGAACCUUCGUCACCCCAACAUCGUCCAGUUUAUCGGCGCCAGUUGGAACUCGUACUCCAACAUCUGCUUUGUAACCGAGUUCCUCGACCGCGGUGACUUGUACUCGGUGUUGAAGAACCCGCGCAUCCAGCUGUCGUGGAAGCAACCCCUGCUGUCCAUGGCCAUCGACAUCUCCCGCGGGAUGGCGUACUUGCACUCCAUGGACCCGCCCAUCAUCCACCGCGACCUCAAAAGCAUGAAUAUCCUCGUCAGUUCGUCGUUUGGCGCAAAGAUUUCCGACUUUGGGCUAAGUCGGGAAAAGGUGCUGGACGACACGAUGAGUGUCACCGGUACGCCGCUGUGGCUGCCGCCAGAGAUGAUCCGCGCCGAGCGGUACUCGGAGAAGGCCGACGUGUACAGCUUUGGCAUCGUGUUGACUGAACUCGAUACUCGCCGCAUCCCGUACCACGACAUCAAGAACACUGGCACGUCCAAGAAGCGCGUAGGGCUCUCCCCCUCUAGCGGAACAUGAAGAUGUUGAUAUGCUAUAUGAUUGCUAGAUUGCCGGCAGCACGCUCAUGCACAUGGUCGCAUACAAGCAGCUGCGACCCAACAUGAGCGCGACGUGCCUCGACAGCGUGCGCGACUUGUUUGUCCGGUGCACGUCCGACGACCCCGACAUGCGACCGACGUUUGAAGACAUUAUGAUCGACCUGGAAACACAUGUCAAGCGCGAGAUUCUGCAGCGCGCGGUGAACGACGCGAUUCUCGUCGACCUGAACGACCCCCUUGUCGCACAAGAGCUAGGCGUCAACCAUGUGACACAGUACACGGACAACUCGGAGUGAUUGAUCGCUGCUGCAUCUGGAAGUUGCCGUCGUGCAUAGCAGUCGUUUACGAACAAUUUAUGUAUAUGUGUGGUCACCCAAGUACAUACUGUAGCAUGCCAGUGACUGCCGAUAUACUGGCGUGGCUGUAUUUCGUUCGACGGGAUAGUGAGCCUUGCACCAAGUUAGCUAGCUAGAAUCGGCACAAGGAUGCACCAAAGGAAGGCGGCGGUAGAUGCUGAUUGUCAUGUCAGGGUUGCCUGGGGGGAUGAAUGGACGGUGGACGUGCGCCUGCCUUCAUGCGGCAUGGCGUUCCUUUCACGUCAAAGAGCGUUUUCCGCGGAUGAGGAUGCAGAGGAUCGACGUGUGUGUGUCGUUGCAGUCGGUUGGGCGUCGUCGCACGGAUUGCUGGGUUGUUCGAUUUCUCACGACGGCCAGAAGUGGCCUCCCCCAGACGAAGGAAAUCGCGCAUGCACUUCGU